Molecule: messenger RNA, 2096 nt
Organism: Musa acuminata subsp. malaccensis (wild Malaysian banana)
Lineage: Eukaryota; Viridiplantae; Streptophyta; Magnoliopsida; Zingiberales; Musaceae
Product: transcription factor WER
Source: RefSeq, a predicted model, not a curated record
AGUCACAUACAAUUUACCAUGUUGUGUUUAUACAGUCUACAAAAUGGUGAAUCAAAAUUCACAUGAUUUUGGUUACUGCUGGGAAGCAUACAUAAAACAUCAGAAACAUUGAAACUUCAAGGAAUACAAGUUAAUGCUACUUGAGUAGCAAUCAUGAAAAUUCUACCUGUUGUAUUCCAAAAGGUUGCCUGUUGUCAUCAUGAGUCCUAUUAUUAUCAGAAGUGGAUGGCACAAACAGGAGAAGCACAUCUCAUCCUCAUCGUCAUGGGUACAUCAGAAUCUUGCUGGCUUCAUAAUUUAACAGCAUCAUUUUGCUCUUACCUAUUUUAGCAACAAACUGAUGUCUUUGAUUAUAAAUCUCUUCGAUAAGCUAUCCCCAUAGCCACACAAGUAAUGGCUAUAAUCUCAGCAUUCUUUCAGCUGCAAAACGUGAAAAGAAAGAACCCCAUGCUCGUAUUUUGGUCAGUUGAUGAUCGGUACAAGUGUGGGGCUCGAGUGUUUCACAACAUGCGACUUCCACAUCACAUUGGAUGUGUCUGACUUGAAUUGCCAAUGAGCCAGCAGCUGUGUACUUAAUAAGAGGCAGAACAGAUUUGGCUAAUCAAAACUCUGAAAGCUUCCAUAGCAGCAGUACUAUGUAACUCCACUUCAGAUUUGCGUGCUUGUCUGAAUGCACGGUGAGUGGAAGUCAGCCACCACUUACAGAGGCGACGAUGGCACGGUGAGAUAAGCUUUGAAGGGCCAGUGAGAAUGGCAGGUGCAGCAAGUCUAGGCACAUGGGGACCGUGAUCAUGCCAUCAUAUGGUGCAUAAUGGUGACCUAACACUCAUUGCAACCAGCCUUUUUCCUGAUGCUGAUGAAGUUGAUGAUUAUUCUAUUGAACCCAUGCAACAAGCCUCCAAUGGUGCUCUUGUUCUGGUGCAGCCGCCAGAUCCACAUCAUGCAAAUGGCCACGGGGCUCCUAUCGCCACCAAACCACCACCAAAGUCCCUCUCAACUCUUCAGUGACCUGUACUUGCAUUCUGUCAUAUAAGAGAGACUGUCCACUUGAGACUGCAUCCACAGGCAGAAGCAUUCAGCUCACACAAUUCCUCUUCAAACAUGCGUGGAAACCCAAGCUGCUGUAAGAAGAGCUUUAAUAAGGGGUCUUGGAGUGCUACUGAAGACAAGAUCCUCACAGACUACGUCAAAGCUCAUGGAGAAGGGAGGUGGGGAAAGCUUCCCAAAAGUGCAGGCCUGAAUCGAUGCCCGAGGAGCUGCAGGCUCCGUUGGCUGAAUUAUCUGCGCCCAGAUAUCAAGAGGGGAAACAUAUCUCAUGAAGAAGAAGACCUCAUCAUCAGGCUUCAUAAUCUCCUGGGGAAUAGGUGGUCUCUCAUAGCUGGAAGACUACCCGGUCGAACAGACAAUGAAAUCAAGAAUUACUGGAACACAGUCCUAAGGAAGAAGGUAAAAGCUUGCUCAGUUGGAUCGAAGAAGAUCAUGCAUUCAGACAAAGAUGAAGAUAGGAGCAGUAAGAGCCAAGAAAAGGUUAUAUGUCCAGAAUUUGAGAAUUCAACCAGCUGCAAUGACGCUUCUGUGAGCAGUCAGCAUGAUGAUAAAAAUAUUUGUAAAAAGGAGUCCAAAAAAUCAGUGGUAAGUGGAGAAAUUCAUUUGGAUACCUAUUUCUUAGGACCUGAAGAUUGUGACCCAGUGAUGGCUUCAGUGAUUGAGGAGUCCUGCACAAAACACCCUCUGGACAUAGACUUCUCCGAGAUCUUUGGGGACAAUCUCCAAAAAGACAUGAGAAUUUGGGGUAUUGUUGAUGCUCCUGAGCCCCCUGAUGAUAUUAUGUUAUUUAGCAAUGGAAUAUCUGACAGCUGGUUUAAUGGGGAUGACAUACAACUAUAUGGUGGUAUCAAUCUCGAAUCAUUCACUACACUAUUCCCGUCUGAAUCAGAAUUUCUGGGCCUGUGAAGUGACAUGGUUCAGAAGUGAUAGCUCCUUCCCAAAAAAGUAAUGCCCCAAGGAUGUUGGUAUCAUAUGAUAGUAUAUAUUUUGUCUCUUUUGUUGCAAAAAAAUUACUGUUUGAAAUAAAUCUAUUGCACUUUGUUCUCACC